UCAAGAACUUCAUUAUUUUAACCAUAUCAUAUUGACAAAAAUCAAAAAUUUACAUCUAUUCAAAGUUUUAUGUGAUUUUAUUGAAUGUCUUUGAUUCAACAGUAAUAUUACAUCUAUCAUAUUUAUAUUAUCAAUCAGAAAAGAAAGAUAAUAGCAUAAUAAGACUAGCCUAAUCUAAAAUUAAUAUUAAAUAAUCAUGGAUCUCGAUGCGACUGCAGUAACCGCAAUACAAUCAAAUACGAUUACGCUUGGUAUUGGAGGAAUAGGUAUCGUGCCAUUCCUAAUAGCUGCUUUAAGUUAUUUUAAUUAUUAUCUAAUGGAUCCCGAAAAUCAACCUCGAGUCACGAAAAAUUUAUUGAAGGAAUACGAUUUCGUAAUAAUUGGUGGUGGUUCAGCUGGUAGUAUUAUAGUUAACCGAUUAACGGAGAAUCCAGAAUGGAGUGCACUUCUUUUAGAAGCAGGUGGUCAUGAAACCGAGAUUACUGACGUACCAAUUUUGUCACUUUAUUUACACAAAAGUAAAUUGGAUUGGAAGUAUAGGCCUCAACCACAAGAUAGUGCCUGCCAAGCAAUGUAUGAUCAUCGUAGUUGUUGGACUCGAGGAAAAGUGUUAGGUGGUUCAAGCGUACUUAACACCAUGCUCUAUGUUCGUGGAAAUCGUCGUGACUAUGAUCAAUGGGAAAGUUUUGGGAAUACUGGCUGGGGAUACGAUGAUGUACUUCCAUAUUUUAAAAAGUCAGAGGACCAAAGAAAUCCCUAUUUGGCAAAAAACACUAAAUAUCACAGUAUAGGCGGUUAUUUAACCGUACAAGAUGCUCCGUAUAAUACACCUCUGGGUCCAGCAUUUCUGCAAGCUGCAGAAGAAAUGGGUUAUGACAUCGUUGAUAUAAAUGCCGAUCAACAAACGGGUUUCGCAUUUUUUCAAUAUACAAUGCGUAGAGGUACUAGAUGCAGUGCAGCCAAGGCAUUCAUACGACCUAUUCAAUUACGACCAAAUUUUCAUUUAUCAUUAUGGAGCCAUGUUACGCGUGUUCUUAUAGACCCAAGUACCAAAAGAGCUUAUGGCGUAGAAUUUAUUAGAAAUGGUCGUAUCGAAACUGUAUUCGCGAAAAAAGAAGUUAUACUUUCAGCAGGUGCCAUAAAUACUCCUCAAUUGUUGAUGUUAUCUGGUAUCGGACCUAGGAAUCAUCUCGAAAGUCUUGGUAUUCCAGUUAUUCAAGAUUCACCUGGCGUCGGACAAAAUCUUCAAGAUCAUAUAGCCAUUGGUGGUUUAGUUUUCCUUAUUGAUUACGAGAUCAGUUUGGUUUUUUCUCGUUUAGUGAAUUUAAAUAGUGCAUUAAGAUAUGCAAUUACCGAAAAUGGUCCUUUAACCUCAAGCGUUGGUCUUGAAGUAGUUGGCUUUAUAUCAACUAAAUAUGCCAAUCAAACGGAUGAUUGGCCCGAUAUAGAGUUUAUGAUUGCUUCAAGCUCGGUUAAUAGCGGUGGGAGCCAAGUGAAACAUGCUCAUGGUAUAACAGACGAAUUUUACAAUGAAGUUUUUGGAGAGGUUACUAAUCGUGAUGCUUUCGGCAUCUAUCCAAUGAUGCUAAGACCUAAAUCUCGUGGUUAUAUCAAAUUAAAAUCGAAAGAUCCACUUGAUUAUCCGUUGAUGUAUCACAAUUAUUUGACGCAUCCCGAUGACGUGAAUGUUAUGCGAGAAGGAGUCAAAGCGGCAAUGGCAUUUACUGAAACAAAUAGCCUCAAGAGAUUUGGAUCAAGAUUUAAUAGUAAACCACUACCAAAUUGUAAACAUAUUCCAAUGUUCACGGAUGAGUAUUGGGAAUGUGCUAUUCGUCAAUACACAAUGACAAUUUAUCACAUGAGCUGUACUGCAAAAAUGGGCCCACGAUCCGAUCCAAUGGCUGUCGUAGAUCCAUCGUUAAGAGUAUAUGGUGUUGAGGGGCUUCGCGUAAUCGAUGCUUCAAUCAUGCCCACCAUAACUAAUGGAAAUAUCAAUGCACCUGUGAUGAUGAUUGCUGAGAAGGGCUCAGAUCUCAUUAAAAAGGAUUGGACGUCCAGUAAAUUGGGAAGCAAUGCGACUAUCGCAACUACUUUCAAUUAAUAUUAGACAAUUUAGAUAGUUCAUCAAAUAAUCAUAAAAUACAUAUUUUUAUUAUUGCGAUCUUUAAAAUUAUUACACAAAAAUAGAUAGAAAGUUCUAAAGACUUGAUUUUUUUAAGGUUUAUGUUUCCUAUUCUCUUUGUUCUAUAGU
Molecule: messenger RNA, 2251 nt
Organism: Polistes canadensis
Lineage: Eukaryota; Metazoa; Arthropoda; Insecta; Hymenoptera; Vespidae
Product: glucose dehydrogenase [FAD, quinone]
Exons: 3
Coding region: 197-2101 (634 amino acids)
Molecular function (GO): oxidoreductase activity, acting on CH-OH group of donors; flavin adenine dinucleotide binding
Source: RefSeq, a predicted model, not a curated record